GGAGGGAGGCUCAAAGAGAGGGAAUCCCGGCCCAAGAGAUUUGGCCGCCUGAGGACGAGGAUUAGAGGGAGGAUGCCUUCUACCUCACUGUAUGGAUCAAAGAGGGAGGACAAAGAUUCAUUUGGACCUGAUGCAAAAAAAGGCAUUGAUGCCCCCAGGAGUGAAGGAGGUGACACUUUCUGGGAAAGAACUGUCCAGAAGAUCUUGUGGGGUGACGUCAGCUCCGAUGCGCAGUGCCAGCACUUCAAGCGGAUCCGCUACCAGGAGUCCAAAGGGCCGCGGGAGGUCUGCAGCAGGCUCUUUUAUCAUUAUCAUCAGUGGUUGAAGCCAGAAUCUCAUACAAAAAGUCAAAUCUUGGAUCUAUUGAUCCUGGAACAAUUCCUGAGCAUCCUGCCACCAGAGCUGGGAAACUGGGUCAGAAAAUGUGGAACUGAAACUUGUUCCCAGGCAGUAGCCUUGGCAGAAGGUUUCCUCCUGAGCCAGCCAGAAGAAGCGCAGCAGGUCAACCAUCUCUCUAUGGAAGUUGAGUCUGAUUUUCCACUGGCAGAGAAGGUUCCAUUGGACACCUGGCUGAGUCCUCAGUGGAGAAAGGCGAUGCAUGAUGUGGUCAAAGGUGCUGCCUUGCAGGGGACAGAAAGGAUGUUGGCAACAUGUACUCAGCCAUCUCUUCUUCAUUGUGGUGGAGUGGAAGCAGAUCAGGCUCCAGUGAUCUUUGAGGAGGUGGCUGUAUCUUUCUCUGAGGAGGAGUGGGCCUUGCUGGAUCCUGAUCAGAGAGCCCUGCACAGGGAGGUCAUGGAAGAGACCUGUAGGGUCAUGGCUGCUCUUGAUACCCAGAGGAGAACAAAUGUGUGUUGCCAGUAUGAGAAAUGUGUUAGAAACAAAGUGGAUCUUGCUGCACACGAGGAAGCACACACACAAGAGGAAAUCUGUACCAGAGAGAAGCCCUAUAAAUGCUCCAUUUGUGGAGAGUGUUUUGCCCAACAUAUGGGACUUAUGCUUCAUUCCACAUCACCCCAUGGGCCCCCCCAGAGUGUUCCUACAGGAAAGAGACUACACAAAUGUCAGGAAUGUGGCAAAUGUUUUUCUCAAGCUUCAAACCUUCAGAGUCAUCAGAGAGUCCACACUGGAGAGAAGGCAUACAAAUGCGAAGCAUGUGGCAAAUGUUUGGCCACUAGGGAUUCCCUAGUCAGCCAUCAGCGUGUCCACACAGGAGAGAAGCCGUACAAAUGCCAAAAGUGUGAGAAACCCUUUCCUUCCAGAUCUGACCUUGUGAAGCAUGAGAGAAUCCACACGGGAGAGAAACCAUACAAGUGCCAGGAAUGUGGGAAAUGUUUUGGUUAUAAUUCAUCCCUUCGGAGUCAUUCAAGGCUACACACAGGAGAGAGACCAUAUAAAUGCCAGGAAUGUGGAAAAUGCUUCACUCAAAGACCAUCUCUUGUGGUUCACCAGAGAGUCCACACUGGAGAGAAACCAUACGAAUGCCAAGACUGUGGGAAAUGUUAUAUUUCCAAGUCACACCUGAUUACUCAUUGCAGACUACACACAGGAGAGAAACCAUACAAAUGCCAAGAGUGUGGGGAAUGUUUUGUUCACAAUUCAACCCUUGUAAUCCACCAGAGAAUCCAUACUGGAGAGAAACCAUACAAAUGCCUAGAAUGUGAGGAAUGUUUUAUUAGCAAGUCAACCCUUCUUAGUCACCAAAGAUUUCACUCAAGAGAAAAACUAUAUAAAUGCAAAGAAUGUGGAAAAUGCUUUUCUCAGAAUUCAGAUCUUUUGGUCCACCAGAGAAUCCAUACAGGUGAGUCACCAGUCAAAUGCCAGGCAGGUGAAAAAGAUUUGAAUUGCCAGAUAUCACUUUUGAGUCAUAUGAGCCUUCCCCAAGGAGAGAAGCCAUACAAUUGCCAGGAGUGUGGGAAAAGUUUUACUCGCAAGUCAAGGCUUGUGAUGCACCAGAAAGCCCAUAGAGGAGAGACACCAUAUAAAUGCCAGGACUGUGGGAAAGGAUUUACUUCUAAUCCAUCUCUCCUGAGUCAUCUGAGAUUGCACACAGGAGAGAAACCAUUCAAAUGCCAGGAGUGUGGGAAGUCUUUUACCCACAGAUCAACGCUUGUUACCCACCAGACAGUCCAUACAGGGGAGAAACCAUACAAAUGCCAGGAGUGUGAAAAAAGUUUUAAUUUUUAUUCAUCCCUUUGGAGGCAUUUGCUACUCCACUUGAGAGAGUUACCUGAGAGUCCACACAGGAGGUAAACUACAUCAAUGUCGAAAGCAUGCGAGAGGCUUUGUUUUCCUGCUAUGGGUGGAGGGCCUCCCAAAGCUUCCUUUUUCUCCUCUGACCAGUCAGGAUGAUGCAAAUUACACAACCUCUAGCCCACAUGGAGAGUUACCACACCCAAGUGUUUGGUUUUUUUUGAAAGCAGGAGAGCAGCUGAUUGUUUUUGGAUUUGCAACUUUUGAUCUAUUUCAGAUGAGCUUCUCUCAGCUGUGGAAGCUGAAGACAAUCCCGAUGUUUCUAUGGUCUCCUCCGACAUGUGCUCUGAAGGGCUGGAGGUUCAAGAGAUGAGAAGUGGGGCAAGCAGAUUCAACUGUCAUGGUAGUGAAACCUCUGGGGCUGUUCUUUCAGAGGAGAUCCAACCUCUUUCUGCCUACCCAGUGGUGGAUGAGGUUCACUUUCACCCAAGGUUUGCUGUGGGCAUUGGCAUCUGUGGGGUGGGGGAAGAUGCUUUAGUUUUGGGCAGUGCUGUGCUGCCUGUGAGGGAUUCCUCAUCUUCGGAAGAGGAAGGGGAGCAGGGAAGUGCUCAGAAGUUGGAGGCAGAAGAAGAAUCAGACAAUGAGGUUUUGAAAGUGCCCACAUUUCUAAGAGAGAUGAAAAGAGACAGAGCACAGAUGGCAUUCCGCUAGAAUAGCUGCUAAAAACGCCGAGCUAUUUGGGAGACACCCUAGCACCUCCUAUGUGGGGAAUUCAGGGCUAUAAAUCAGUAGCAGGAGCAGUCAGCUUUUGCUGGUAACAACGACCCUGAUUCUGCUGUUUUCACUCCAGUGGAAUCUGUUUUGUGUCUGCUGCUAAAGACUCAGUUCAUUGCCCGUUUGAUGGUAGACUGGUGUUUCGUUUGGGACCUUGUAAGAGACUUUCAUUUGUGUCUGAACUAAGACUUCCUUCCUUUCUUUUGCACUUUUCAAUUGCAUUUGCUUAUCCUUUGUGUUUGCUGAAGUAAAGCAUUUUUCUUUUACUUUCAA
Messenger RNA from Anolis sagrei ordinatus, 3237 nucleotides. RefSeq names its product ZFP2 zinc finger protein (gene ZFP2). Lineage: Eukaryota; Metazoa; Chordata; Lepidosauria; Squamata; Anolidae. Gene Ontology annotation, biological process: regulation of DNA-templated transcription. Gene Ontology annotation, cellular component: nucleus. The record is from RefSeq and is a predicted model, not a curated record.